AUAUAUUUGGGUUCAUUACCUGGUAGACUCAGCUCGGGUACAUUAGCGAUAACACUUUGUGAUGUAUUAAUGUUCGCUUGACAUAAACCUACAUUCUCCAACAAGCACCAUGUGGGCUUCGGUGUAUAGAACAACCAUAAUCGUACUCUCUGUGGCUGUGUGUAGUCGUGGAGCACCAACAGUACUUACUAAACUGGGAGAAAUCGAAGGCAUUGUAGAAAAUGAAGUGCAUCAAUUCAGAAACAUUCCUUACGCAAAACCGCCUGUAGGAAAUCUUCGAUUUUCCAAACCACAAGCACACGGACCAUGGAAUGGAGUUUUGGAUGGCACCCAGUUUGGACCAUCGUGUUUGCAGGAAGGUCCACCAGAGUAUGAGAGGAUGUUGCCACACCAGCGCCAAUCCGAGGAUUGUUUAUCUCUUAAUGUGUACGUGCCUGGGCAUCCCUCUACGAUGUCCAACAAGUCGGUCAUGGUCUGGAUCCAUGGCGGGGCGUACUUGUUCGGACAAGCAAUGUAUUUCGAUGCAUCACACCUUGCACUUAAUGGGGACGUGGUAGUUGUGACCUUGAACUACCGUCUUGGAGUUUUCGGAUUUCUGACAUCUUUGGAUGGUAGAGUUCCUGGGAAUAAUGGAAUCUGGGAUCAACAGCUCGCAUUAGAAUGGAUUCAUGAACAUAUAACUUCUUUCGGGGGAAAUCCCAGAUCUGUGACGCUAUUUGGAGAAUCUGCAGGAGGCUUCAGCGUCACCCUUCACGCACUGAAUCCAAUGAACAUAGGACUUUUUCAUCGAGUGAUUGCUCAAAGUGGAGUUCCUACUUCUACACUUACAUUAUGUCCUUCUUCCAAAACGAUUUCCUCUGCUGUCGGAAUUUCUUUAAAUUGUACAGUUGACACUUUCGGAGAGGUUUUUAUUUCCUGUUUGCGUCAAAUAUCCGCAGAACGUCUUCUCUCUGCACAGCAAGAAAUAAUACUGAUUCCUGAUCCAUCAAUGAAAGUAGAACUUCGAAUAGGUCCUGUGGUUGACGGUUUAUUGAUUCCUGAUGUUCCUUCAAAUUUAAUGACCAACUUGUCUUCACCGUCAUAUAAAUUCUUCCGGACAUUGGAUUUUAUAACGGGUAUUACUAAUCAAGAUGGUUCAAUCGUCAGUAAGAGUUUAAAUACUAUUGCUAAAUUUGCUAAUUUCGAUAUCAACCUCGGUGUUCCUUCCAAUGUAUUCUUCGGAAUGCUUUUCCCUUCCUUGGUCUCUGCAUUUUACGGUGAUUCGGUGAAUUUUACGUUGUCAAAGGGUUAUGUUUGUCCUCUUUAUGCAAGUUCUGACCUUACUGAACAAGCAAUCAAGGUUGUAGACGCCUUUACUGACGCUAUAUUCGUGGUACCGUCGAUCAGAAUACUUAACUUCCAUUCUAAUGGUAACCCAGAGAGUAAGACUUACCAAUACCUGUUUGAGAGACCUCACCUGGACACCCAUGAACACAAGCUUCUUCCUCUGUGGAUCAAAGGCUCUUCUCAUACAUCGGAACUUCUCUUUCUUUUCGGAAUUCAGGAUUUCUUUCGAAAGUACAACAUUACAGUGGAUCCUAAUGAUUUAGUGUUGUCACAACAAAUGAUGAAAUAUUGGAGUAAUUUUGCUAAAAAUGGAGAUCCGAAUUCUGCCGAUUUACCACUAUGGAAAGCCUACGACAGUGACGAGAGAUCCUUCAUUAGUUUGGAUACCGAGAUCACCUUGAGGACUCGUCUAUAUGCUGACCGUGUGACCAUGUGGGAAGAAACAUUGCCAAAUAUGUUACAAACCUCCUCGCGCUACACUUAAACAGCUAAUUCGAUCAGAGAAUUCCAAUCAAUGUACAUCACGUAUAUUAUGUUUUCAAGGACAAAAGACAUACAAUGAUUUUUUUUUUUUAUACCUAAUGCUUCUUCAUAAGUAGAUUUCUUUUAUCCAAUCACUAUUUUUGGAGAGAACAGGGAAUACUUCUUUGGUUUGUUCCAUUUGUUCGUCUAUCAGCUUGGUUUCCGUGCAAUAACUCCCCUUAAAAAGUAAGAUUUUAUUCAAAUUUAUACUGUAUUUUCACAUUGGCAAAUGUUAGGAAAAUUGUGAUUGCCAAAUGGAAGGAAGCAUAUAUUUACGUAUAAGAAUAUAAGGUUUUUACUUCAAGAGGGUUUAUUGGUUUCCUUAAAUUUACUAAAUGUUUCGAGUUCAAUACAAAAAAUAUGUCAAGUUAGUGUCAUUUUGUACCUUUGGCUGACUAUUUUAUAUCUAAUUAUGAAUACUCCUUGUAUGCAUACAGAUUCAAGUCCACACCAUCAUAAAGCAUUAUUAAUCAUGUUCCUGAACUCGGCUGUCGCUGUUCAGUUCACAUUAUUUUCUGCAGACCCGCUGUCGCCCAUCCGCCUUGGCCCCUUUUGCAUGACGUCAAGGCAUGCGAGUCGAGCCACCUUGUAUCGCCAUUGAAGAAUUGGGAACUUUAAAGGACACCGAUAUAUCUAUACAUUUUGGCUGUGCGUACCGACAGUGUUCCUUGUGGUGCUUGCAGGAUUUGUCUAUCUGUUCCUCAUGUGUGACAAAACAAUGUAUUGGUCUUGGGCCGAUGUUAUCACCAAUUGAUUGCGUUGGUUGCCCAAACAAUUCCAGAACAGAUACAGUCUUAUAGGUCUUAAAUGUUGGAAAGCCGCCUGUCGA
Molecule: messenger RNA, 2677 nt
Organism: Mizuhopecten yessoensis (Yesso scallop)
Lineage: Eukaryota; Metazoa; Mollusca; Bivalvia; Pectinida; Pectinidae
Product: acylcarnitine hydrolase-like
Exons: 3
Coding region: 110-1810 (566 amino acids)
Source: RefSeq, a predicted model, not a curated record